GCCUGCUCCGAGUGCAGCCAGAAGCCUCCAAGACUCUAACAAACAUAGAGAUGGGCUCCAAAGGAUCCAGCUUGAACAGAAUCCCAGACGCCCAGGAGCUCAUGCAGGAAACCGGCUUCUCCGCCGCUCACAUCCUCCGUCUCUACGAGAGGUUCGAGUUCCUGGACGUAGACCAGCGGGGAGAGCUCAGGCCUGAGGAUUUCGGAGCGAUUCGGGAGUUGUCCUUAAACCCCGUCGGAGACAGAAUCGUCGGUGCCUUUUUCUCUCCAGGAAAGGAGACUUUGGACUUUGCCUCCUUCGUUCGGAUUCUGGCUCAUUUUCGUCCCACAGAAAAAACCCGAACCAGAGACGGAGCCCAGCCGGAACCGGCCCACAGCAGGACCGGGAAACUCAAAUUUGCUUUCCAGAUGUAUGAUCAGGACCGAGAUGGAAAGAUUUCCCGAGAAGAGCUUCUUCAGGUGUUGCGGGCGAUGCUGGAGAUGCAGGUGACGGAGGAGCAGCUGCAGAGCAUCGCCGAGCGAGCCAUCCAGGAAGCAGACCUGGACCAGGAUGACGCCAUCUCCUUCGACGAGUUCAGAAAGUCACUGGAGAAAGUGGACAUCGAUCACAAGAUGAGUAUCCGCUUCCUGAGAUAAAGACUCCGCCGGCGGCCAUUUUGGGGAUUUAAAGGAAGACCGUCAGUCGUCUUGUCUUUCUAAAUCCUGCUGCAGGAGACACAACAUGGAGACACCACAAAGUGUGUAGUUUGUCUUUUAUAUUCAGUUUAUGAUCUGGAGA
Molecule: messenger RNA, 777 nt
Organism: Etheostoma cragini (Arkansas darter)
Lineage: Eukaryota; Metazoa; Chordata; Actinopteri; Perciformes; Percidae
Gene: chp2
Product: calcineurin-like EF-hand protein 2
Exons: 7
Coding region: 51-635 (194 amino acids)
Molecular function (GO): calcium ion binding
Source: RefSeq, a predicted model, not a curated record